CUCUGCUUUUGGCCCCCAGAGGGCAUGCUCCCUACCCAACAGUCCUUGCGCGGCCUGGCCGAGCGGACAGCAGGACUCCAAGAUGGCGUCAGUCGUACCACUGAAGGAGAAGAAGCUCCUGGAAGUCAAACUAGGGGAGCUGCCAAGCUGGAUACUGAUGCGGGACUUCACCCCUUCGGGCAUCGCUGGAGCAUUUCAAAGAGGCUACUAUCGGUAUUACAACAAGUACGUGAACGUGAAGAAAGGGAGCAUUGCGGGGGUCUCGAUGGUGCUGGCGGCCUACGUGUUUUUCAACUACUGCCGCUCUUACAAGGAGCUCAAACACGAGCGGCUACGCAAGUACCACUGAAGAGGGCGCACUCUGCAUUCCUGACCAUCAUCUUUGCCCAGCACCCCCAAAUCCUUUCAUAUCCUAAUGGAGAAUUAACAUCCAAUAAAACAUGACUGGUACUUGGACUGCC
Molecule: messenger RNA, 461 nt
Organism: Odocoileus virginianus texanus
Lineage: Eukaryota; Metazoa; Chordata; Mammalia; Artiodactyla; Cervidae
Gene: ATP5MF
Product: ATP synthase membrane subunit f
Biological process (GO): proton motive force-driven mitochondrial ATP synthesis
Molecular function (GO): proton-transporting ATP synthase activity, rotational mechanism
Source: RefSeq, a predicted model, not a curated record